Molecule: messenger RNA, 3270 nt
Organism: Pteronotus mesoamericanus
Lineage: Eukaryota; Metazoa; Chordata; Mammalia; Chiroptera; Mormoopidae
Gene: IFNLR1
Product: interferon lambda receptor 1
Exons: 7
Coding region: 28-1593 (521 amino acids)
Biological process (GO): cytokine-mediated signaling pathway
Cellular component (GO): plasma membrane
Molecular function (GO): protein binding; cytokine receptor activity
Source: RefSeq, a predicted model, not a curated record
CGGCAGGCCCGGUAAGGGCUAACUGACAUGAGCCCGGCCGGACGCUGGGCUCUCCUGCUCCUCUGCCUACUGGCGUCCGCUGGAGGAAGGCCCCAUCUGGCCCCACCCCAGAACGUGUCGCUGCUCUCCCAGAACUUCAGCGUGUACCUGACAUGGCUCCCAGGGCCUGGCAACCCCCAGGAUGUGACCUAUCUUGUGGCUUAUCAUAGCUUCACAACAACCCCCAGACGGUGGCGAAAAGUGGAAAAGUGCGCAGCAACCAAAGAGCUGACAUGCUGUCUGAUGUGCCUGGAGAAACAGGACCUAUUCAACAAGUUCAAGGGACGUGUGCGGGUGGUUUCUCCCCUCACCAGGUCCCCCUGGGUGGAGUCCAAUUACCUGGAGUACCUUUUUGAAGUGGAGCCGGCCCCGCCCAUCCUGGAACACACUGUGACAGGGGAGAUCCUGAAGGUCAAUGCCACGUACCACCUGCCCCACUGCAUGCCCUCACUGAAUCUGCAGUAUCAGGUGGAUUUCUGGAAGGAGCGGACUGGUUACAAGACCCGGUUCCCAGCCACUCCCCAUGGCCAGGAAGUCCAGAUCCCUCUCCAGCUGGCUGCCCGUGGAAGCCACUGUGUCAGUGCCAGAACCAUCUACAUCUUAGGUGACCCUAAAUACAGCGAGUUCUCCAAGCCCACCUGCUUCUCCCUGGAGACCCCAGGAGUCCACUGGGCAUUCCUGGUGCUGCUGCCACUGCUGUUGGUUAUCCCCGUGGGGUGUGUGAUCUGGAAGAGCUGUGUGAUGUGGAAGAGCUUCACAGGGAACCCCUGGUUUCAGCGCGCAGAGAGGCCGCAGGCUCUGGACUUUUCCGGACACAGACGCCCUGUGGCGACCUAUCAGCCCUGUGGCCCCGAGUCCCUGGAUAACUUGACCCUCUGUCCCCAAAAGGAACUGACCAGAAGGAUCCCACUAACCUCUAGGGUCAGGGCCCCAGCCACCAUCCAGGCAGGAUCAGAGAAGGACAGUGCUAAGGAAGAGGAUGACGAGGAGGACACAGACGACAAUGUCAGCUUCCAGGCAUAUAUUGCACCCCCCCAUUUCCUGGAGCAGGGGCACCACACCCCGGGGCAACCUGAGCAAGGGGUCCAGGUCGAAGGCUGUCCUGCUUGGGAUUCUUCAGACAGAAGCUGGGCCAGCACUGUCUGCUCCGCCCCCACGGACGAGGCUGGGUCCUCUGGCUAUUUAGCCAAGGAGGGGCCAGGCCGAGAGCUGGAUGAGGACGGGUGUCAGGACCCCCUCCUCCUCCCCAAAUUCUCCGAGGACUUAAGUUCCCUGGAAGAGCUCCAGAGAGAUGACCUCUCCUCCUGGGCCGACUGGGGAUCCUCGUCACCAAGGCUGCAUCUGGUCCCCGGGGAACCUCUAGUUUCUUUCCAGACACUGACCUUCGCCUGGGACAGCAGUGCCGGGGAAGAGGAGGAGGAGGAGGAGGAGGAGGAGGAAGGGGGCGGGGGGGGAUCAGAACUCGAGCACAGCAGCACUGGCAGCUGGGGGACUGACAGCCUCUGGAGGACCAAAGCCAGCGGUCGGACCCUGGGGCACUACAUGGCCAGGUGAGCUGUCCCCCAGCUUCCUGAGGAAUCCGGUGCUUCUGAGCUUCCCGAGGACCCAAGAUGCCACUGAGACUUGAAAGCCUGGGAGCAUCGUCCCUGGAGUGGCAGAGUGUUCUGGCAGCAUGUCCUGACCCCCCAGCUAGAGGCUGUUUGUUCGUCAGGUUGAGCAGUAGGAAGCCACCCCAUCCUAGAAACCACCAGCUAUGGGCGGAGCUCCAAAAGGACUAAAGAAGAGAACGGGCAGAGUUCAGAUCACUCCACUAUCCCUGGGGUGAAAGGUCAGGUGAAAAAAUCACCCCUGGACAACAGGCGAGGCCAGGGCACAGUGGACAUCAAGGGCUGACACCACAAGGGGCCAUCUGGGUUGAGGGGAGGACAUUCGGAGGCAGUUUCUCUAGCACCUUUCUCCCCAAGCCUUGGCCUCCUGACUCAUGAGUGCCCUAGGGCAGGCCCCAGUGAGGAAGAAUGUAGUAGACAGGCGGCGUUGGCGGGGAGGGGAAAGGGUGGCCGUCAGCCACGUCCAAGUCUCCAUCGUGGAACUGCGCAGGUUUGCUAUCAGGCCAACAUGGGUCCAAAUCCCAGCUCUGCCAUUUCCCGGUCGUGUGACCUUGGGUAAGCACCUUCCUUCUCCGCACCUGGGUUUCCUCUUCUGCGUCCCACCUGCGGUGUGGGGAGGGUUCUGAGAGAGAGAGGUGCGUGACGCAGUGCCUGCACAUCACUGGCGCCCUCCUCCUGGUGGCUGGUAGGGCUCUCCAUCGGCCUGGUGCUGAGGAGACUGCUGGGCGUCUCCCACCUGUGGCCCUUCAACCCAGAGUACCUGGAAGCAUCUGCCUCUCAGCUUGUCUCACCUCUCGUCUCCACCUUCUGGUCAGGAAACCCAGCCAAGGAGGCACUUGGCCCCUCUCCCUUUUCCCAGUACCAAAUGGUCAAUGGUCCGUCUCCCAGAGGGUUCUGAUUCAUUGGAGGUGGAGGAGCAACCUGGCAGGGAAUUGGACUCAUGCCUGUGAUCCCUGCUACAGACGGCACUUUAACCCCUUGGUUGGCUACUGUGGUUAUAAAAAGUCCCAUUUUCCCUUCCAGUUAUGAGAAACCAGUGUCUUCUCAAAACAGGCUGUUACCUGGGGGUAGUAAUGGGUGUUCACUUUGUUAACCUCCCCCUACUCGUGUAUGGACCAGCAUAGCUGAGUUUGCAUCCAUAAGGACCAAGAUUUUGUCAGAUGCUGAAAUGUUGACUUACUGUGUAUGUCCUUAAGGGGUGAGUUCUUUCGUCUCUGGCCAGCUGGUCUAACCCCUGUUCCCUUGGCCAUGCCAGCAAAGUGCUGAGGUUACAGCAGGGAUUUCCAGGGGGCAUGAAGCUGGCAGGAGGCCUUCUCUGCUGGGACUCACAUGCAUACACACACGUGUGCACUUGCACAGGGGUGAAGGCUUGUCCGCAUCAUUGAACACAGAAGAGGAAGGACAAACUGAAGCCUUGUUGCUGGGCAAGGCUGUGGCUCAGGGCCUCUUCCUAGGCAGAUACCCAGACUAAGGCUGAAGUUCUUUCUGGAACCCAGAUGAGCUGCUUCAUGAAGGUAAUUUCAGUUCCUUCGAAGGUAAUUACCUUCGGUUUUUCAGUUCACGAAGGUAAACUGAAAGCUGUUAUCACCCUGGUGAAGGAAUUGCACUAUCUUUUUCAUUAAAC